UUUAUUUUCUAAUUAAUAAUAUAUUUCGUUUGACUAAAUUAUCGAAAUUAUUUGGAGAAUUUGAAAUAUCAAGUACCUAAACUUACAACCAAUAACACGGCUUAUAUGAAACUCGCAGAUGAUUGGUAGAUUUUAAAUCAACAUAUUGCUGUCAACUGUCGUUAUUUGCUUUACCUGCCUUCAAAAUAAGUACUUUGUAUAAACGAAUUUGUGAAAAUGGCUCAAAACGUAGAUCCCUACCACGCACAACGAGCAAAUAAUUCUAAACAUAGCGAAGAAGGAAGAUCUAAUACAAAUGAUAGUCAUGCAGUUACAAAAAGGUUACAAAAGGAGCUAAUGUCGUUAAUGAUGUCGCAAGAAAGAGGUGUAUCUGCAUUUCCGGAGGGCGACAAUUUAUUCCGAUGGAUUGGAACAAUCGCCGGACCUAAAGAAACCGUCUACGAAUUGCAAAAGUAUAAACUUUGUUUACAAUUUCCGAACUCUUAUCCAUACACAGCACCAGGUGUUAAAUUUAUCACUCCAUGUUUUCAUCCAAAUGUUGAUAACAACGGUAAUAUAUGCUUGGAUAUUUUAAAAGAUAAAUGGUCAGCCUUGUAUGAUGUGAGAACUAUUUUAUUAUCGAUUCAGUCACUACUCGCAGAGCCUAAUAUAGACAGCCCUUUAAAUGCUCUUGCUGCCGAGUUAUGGUCAAAACCGUCAGAAUAUAAAAAACACGUUUUAGAUACAUAUAAACAGGUUUAGGUAGCUAUUAAACAAAUUAAUCCAACUUUGUAAAUUAAUAUUAAAUGUUGUAAAAAAUUCCUAUUUGUUCUCCAACUGUUUAUUAUUUAAAUCGUUUUAGUAAGGACGACAAACAUGCUUCACUGACUUGACAUUGUUAAUGACGUAAAUCCGUAAGUAUAUAAUGUUGUGGACAAGUUGUAAUUUUAUUUCUUUGCAAUAAAUGUUAUUUCAAAUUUUA
Messenger RNA from Photinus pyralis (common eastern firefly), 961 nucleotides. It is a transcript of the gene vih, whose product is annotated as ubiquitin-conjugating enzyme E2 C. The transcript is spliced from 2 exons. The record is from RefSeq and is a predicted model, not a curated record. The coding region runs from base 217 to 741 and encodes 174 amino acids. Lineage: Eukaryota; Metazoa; Arthropoda; Insecta; Coleoptera; Lampyridae.